Molecule: messenger RNA, 1990 nt
Organism: Rubroshorea leprosula
Lineage: Eukaryota; Viridiplantae; Streptophyta; Magnoliopsida; Malvales; Dipterocarpaceae
Source: the annotation of a GenBank genome assembly
AGAGAGGAGAUUUGGUUGGAAGUCACAGUCCUCAUCGUCUUCAUCAACAUCUUAGAUCCAUUUGGACCAAAACAAGAUAUCAACUUUUCAACCUCUCUCGUUCUUCUCAAAAUUCACCAUUUUCCUUACAAAAAAAUUCACCAUUUUCUGGGACCUCACCGAGGUUGUUGAAUUGUAUCUUGUACUGAACGGGCUAUGAUUCUAUUGGGUUUUCUCUUUUAAACUUAUAGGACAGAGGAUAACAAGAAAUUCCCAUGUCUGGAAAUUUCCCUCAAGUCCUGAUUCGGGGUUUAUCAGGUUGCAUUUUCUUAAGCGCUGGAUUAUCUUGGAGAUAGAAAGAAAGAGAAUAUGAGGGUGAGGAACCAAUAUAGGAAAUCAACCCCUUUAUGUUGUAAUGCUGGAAGCAGACGUUCAGGGUCUGUUGUAGUCUGGAGCUUGGUGGGGUUUCUCCUAAUGCUUCAUUUAUACUCUCUUGUUAGUCACAAUGAUGAGGUGGCUGGAGAGAUCCGAUUGCAUAUGAGGCAUCAUCCGCUAGUACGUGAACUUGAACAGGUAGAGGAGGAGAAUAUUCAAAUUCCCCCUCCAAGGGGAAGGCGAUCUCCGCGUGCUGCUAAAAGGAGACCUAAGAGAACAACCACUCUAAUUGAUGAAUUUCUUGAUGAGAAUUCCCAACUUCGCCAUGUUUUCUUUCCUGGUAUGAAAACUGCUAUAGAUCCAAUGAAGGAUGCAAGAAAUGACACCUUCUACUAUUAUCCUGGGAGAAUUUGGUUAGACACUGAGGGAAAUCCCAUUCAAGCUCAUGGAGGUGGUAUCCUUCAUGAUGAAAGAUCUGGUACAUACUAUUGGUAUGGAGAGUAUAAAGAUGGACCUACCUACCAUGCUCAUAAAAAGGGAGCAGCACGGGUUGACAUCAUAGGUGUUGGCUGUUAUUCCUCCAAUGACUUAUGGACAUGGAAAAACGAGGGUCUUGUCCUGCCUGCAGAAGAGACAAAUGAAACCCAUGAUCUGCAUAAAUCCAAUGUGCUUGAGCGGCCCAAAGUGAUUUACAAUGAGAAGACAGGGAAAUAUGUAAUGUGGAUGCAUAUUGAUGACACCAACUACACUAAGGCUUCUGUUGGCAUUGCCAUCAGUGAUUACCCAACAGGUCCCUUUGAUUAUCUCCAUAGCACAAGGCCCCAUGGAUUUGAGGGCAGGGACAUGACAAUCUUCAAAGACGAUGAUGGUGUAGCCUAUCUCAUAUAUUCCUCUGAAGACAAUAGUGAACUUCACAUUGGACCACUGACUGAAGAUUAUUUGGAUGUGACACCAAUCAUGAGAAGGAUUCUUGUUGGGCAGCACAGGGAAGCCCCAGCACUAUUUAAGUAUCGGGGAACUUACUACAUGAUCACAUCAGGGUGCACUGGCUGGGCCCCAAAUGAAGCCCUGGCACAUGCAGCUGAGUCAAUUAUGGGGCCAUGGGAGACACUGGGAAACCCUUGCAUAGGAGGAAACAAGAUGUUUAGGCUCACAACAUUUUUUGCACAGAGUACCUACGUUAUUCCUUUGCCAGGAUUUCCAGGUUCAUUUAUCUUCAUGGCAGAUCGGUGGAAUCCAGCUGACUUGAGGGACUCAAGAUACAUAUGGUUACCUAUGAUAGUAGGAGGCCCUGCAGACCGGCCUCUUGAAUUCAAUUUUGGAUUCCCAUUAUGGUCAAGGGUGUCAAUUUAUUGGCAUAAGAAGUGGAGGCUUCCCUCAAGAUGGAGAGCAUUGCAGUAAUGCAGGGUGUUAUUACUUUUCUAACAUAGUUAAUAGUGUAUCAUAUGUUAAGGCUCCUCAAUUUUUUUCCCCAUUGGUUUCCUUUGUUGUCCCUGCGAUUUGCAUACCACUUUUUUGCCCAGACAACAGAAUGAAUUGCUGUACAAUUUCAGUCCUAGGCUCUCUACCAGUGCACUUAAUCACGUCUUUGUUUCUAUGAUAUUAAUAUAUUGGAAAAUGAAGAGUUGAUGUUAAU